ACUCGUCUGCAUCUUAAGCAUCACUCGCACCCGCCGACACUCGCAAACACACACGUGUCUGCUUCAUUUUGAGCGACGGUUCAGACGAAGAGCAGACGGUAGCGAUGAGGUCUCUGUUGAAGCUGGUUGUGAUUCUGUUUUGCGUCCAGAGAGUAGAGAGCCACUGGCUGAGAUCACUGAUUGGUCAGAAACAAGAAACGGCAUCUCCACACACGUCACCAAAGGAUGACAAGGGAAACAGAGAUCCAGCAGCAGAAGAUGGCCCAACAGAAGCUUCCAGAGUUGGGCCAUCACUCAAGCCAAUCAUCCCGAUCCCAGUCCGGUCACGUCGCUCUACGCUAGACUCCUAUUGUGACCUGCGCUCCAUCCUGCUGCAGGUUCGAGACCUCGGGCUUGGUUACGACUCAGACGAGACUGUCCUCUUCAAGUACUGCAGUGGGACAUGUCCCCACGCUCGCUCCAACCAUGAUCUCACCCUUACCAACCUGCUGCUAAGCGGGAUUCUCCCUCAACCACCCCCCGGGGAGCUGUGGCACAAUGCGCCCUGCUGCAGGCCCACCCACCACGAGGACAUGGCCUUCCUCGAUAACUCGCACCGCUGGCACAAAGUGGAGAAGCUGUCGGCCGCGGGCUGCAGCUGCGUGGGCUAGGCAGCUGUGUCUAGAUGGUGGAAGCGGGAAGGUGGGAGGGGUAGGGGUGUAUGAUGGUUUGUGAGGACAAGGUGAUUCUAAGAAGACAAGUUUGCUGGCAGGUUCUCUUGUAAUAUCUGUAAAUGAAGAGUUUCAUUCCUAUAUGACGUACUGUUGAGGAAGCUGAAACCUAUUAUUUAUGUCAAAUCAAUAAGCACAAAAUUAAGCUAUUUUCCCUUUUACUUUUAGGUGGAAACCUCAUGAAUCCGGUUUGGUGAUUUGAAUGUUUUGACUUCAACUAGUGAUGUCAUGACCCUCAAUCGGAUUUGAAUUUUAUUACUUUAGGUAUUUGUAAGCUUUAAGAAAGUACUCUGAUAACUAAAAACAUUUGCCACUUUUACGUUCUGGAAAAGGGAGUUUUUCAUCUGUUAUUAUUAAUAAAUAGAUAUGGGAAAUUAGAAAUUAGCCGUUUAACUAUAAAAAACAACCAUAAUAAGUACUUUUUUAAAAUGAAAGCAUUGCUUAUAUCAACUGAUUCUGCCUUAUUCUGAAUCUUCAAAACAGUCUAAAAGGGUAAAAGUGAGCAGAGACAUGAUUCUACUACAAACUACUUGACUUUUUUGUAAAUAAGCUGGAAUGUAUUUAUUUAAAAUCUUCAGUGCAAUCUUGGGGUUAAUAAUAGAACGGUCCUGUACGAAGCUGCGUCGAUACACCUGGUGGUUUGACAAACGCAGCUGAGUGAAGUUCUUCACAAUUUAGACUUAUUUGUUAACAAUCCAGCUACAGUUUAAAAAAAAUGUAUUUAUGUAAGAUAAGUUAUUUAUUUAUUUGUUACCAUUCUUUUGUCGUGCUGAUUAACUUAUUUUGUAACGUGCCUGUUCUCUGU
Messenger RNA from Larimichthys crocea (large yellow croaker), 1515 nucleotides. RefSeq names its product persephin. NCBI's taxonomy places the organism in Eukaryota, Metazoa, Chordata, Actinopteri, Sciaenidae. The transcript has 2 exons. Bases 105 to 650 code for a protein of 181 amino acids. The record is from RefSeq and is a predicted model, not a curated record. Gene Ontology annotation, molecular function: growth factor activity; receptor tyrosine kinase binding; glial cell-derived neurotrophic factor receptor binding.